AUGUCGCAGCCCGUUCCGCCCAAUGACUUCCACGUCGCCAUCGUCGUACGCGCCGGCAUCGCAGGGCUAGCUCUAGCACUCGCCCUGCACAACAAAUCUAUCCCUUUCACGCUCUACGAGUCCGCGGCCGAGUUCUCGGUCGUGGGCGCGGGGAUUGGGUUUGGGCCCAAUGGGUUACGGGCGAUGGAUGGGAUUGAGAAGCGGUUCAGGGCGAGGUAUGAUGAGGUCUGUGUUGGAAAUCGGGGGAAGGGGAAGGAGGGGGUGUUCUUUGAGGGGAUGUUGCUGGAGCAGGGGUUGGGAUCGCAUGAGGAGUGGUAUGGGGGUGGGAAUGGGAGGUCUGGGUGGGGUGGGAAGGGGUAUACGAGGAAGUCGGCCCACCGCAAAGAUCUUCUCGACAUCAUGACCAGCUAUAUCCCGGCUGAGAGGGUCGUCUUCAGCAAGGUUCUUACGGACAUUGUUCAGGAUCUAGAAGGCGUCACUCUCACGUUCGCGGACGGCGAGCAGGUCAAAGCAAGCAUCCUCGCAGGUGUCGAGGGCAUUCAAAGUGUGACACGCAAGCAUGUCUUAGAGCGGUCUCCCCAGGAAAUCGCGCCGGUGUAUGCGGGAUCGUACUGCUACCGCGCAGUCAUACCGAUCGAGGAGGCACAGGAGAUUUUGGGUGAGCUCACUGAUGUGGCGAAGUUCUACUUUGGGCAAGAUCGGGGAUGUGUCACAUAUAGAAUUUCUGGAGGACGGGAAUUCAACUUUCUUCUCUGCGUAGCAGACGGUAAGCCGUGGCCAUCAUCGGACACUGUGACCGAGAGGCUGAGUCAUGAGGAGAUGAUGGCCGACUUCGCGGAUCCGAACAUCGACGAUAGAUUCCGUCGCCUGCUCUCGAAAGCGAACCCCGUGAAAUGGGGCUUGUUUCAUCACAAGCACACCUCGACAUACUAUCGUGGUCGUGUCGUACUACUUGGAGACAGCGCUCAUGCGUCUCUACCGUUCCAAGCUGCCGGAGCCGGCCAAGGUGUUGAGGACGCCUACGUGCUUGCUAAUCUUCUAGAAAAGCUCUUGUCUUCGGCAGCGGGAGAGCCUGCUUCAAAUAUGCUCAUUGAGGCGGCAUUGAAGGGGUAUGACGCUGUUCGCCGUCCACGAGCACAGAAGCAGCUAGAACAAUCGGCUGAGGUCGCAGAUAUGCUGUUCUUCCAGCAUCUGGAAACAGGUUCAGACAUGACUAAGGUCCUAGCGAAGAUGCAGCAUGGCCGGUUCGACUGGCUGUGGGGCCAUGACCUGGAAGACGACGUUCAAGCGGCAUACCGAAUUAUGGAUGAGGCUGUUGUUCCGCCAGGAAAGGAAGAUGCGACUUAA
Messenger RNA from Cyphellophora attinorum, 1347 nucleotides. RefSeq names its product Salicylate hydroxylase. NCBI's taxonomy places the organism in Eukaryota, Fungi, Ascomycota, Eurotiomycetes, Chaetothyriales, Cyphellophoraceae. The record is from RefSeq and is a predicted model, not a curated record. The transcript has 4 exons. Gene Ontology annotation, molecular function: FAD binding. Bases 1 to 1347 code for a protein of 448 amino acids. Gene Ontology annotation, biological process: secondary metabolite biosynthetic process.